AAAAAAAAAAAAAAAAACACUUUUUGCAAAAUGAAUACUUUUUUCCUUUUUGACCCUUAUAUUUUGUUUGUGCCUCGACCUGCGUUCUCCUGUAUUCCGUUCUAUUAUACUGUUCCUGUUAUCGAUCUGCAAUGCAUCUGUGCGCAUUGCUCCCUCUGCCCUUCGACUAUGCACCCUCCCGGCCUGAAACCACAGGUAUAAUAUCCAUACUUUUGCCUGCAGCUUCAAAGUCUGCCCAAAAAGAAGAACAAAAAGCUCAUGCAGUUUUACGCCGAUAUCUGGCUAAUCCCUCCGUUGCUGCUCUUACCACCUUGUACGUACCUCGAGUUGAGUGUUUCUUCACUAACUGUAUUCGAUCAACUCUCCUUUUCUACUUUGGCUGCUCUCGAUUGCAUUUCAGAGGAGGCGGAAGGAAACAAAGAUUUGCCAGGACUGGAGUAAUUGGCCCACUGGGAUGAUAUCACGAUGACCAUGGUGCGGCGGCGGGUUCUUGAUAUGCUAGCAAAUCUCAUGUCUGCUUUCCUGUCCUUCUCUGCGCUCUCUUUUAGUUAUCUUGUACUUUGUGUGUUAUAUUGUGCCCGUUGUGCUUUUUCGGGUAAUAUCAGAGCCUCUUCAUCCAUUCUCUUCCUGUAUGUGAGUCGGGCUCUCCCGCGAGAGCUAUCAAUGUCGACGGACGUAAAAUUGUCAGAAACUAUCUACUAAAGGGUUCCGUUUAGGCAGGCAGCCACUACAUACCUUCCUACAAGCUACACGUGAUUAGUUGAUGGCGGGUUGGUU
Molecule: messenger RNA, 777 nt
Organism: Trichophyton rubrum CBS 118892
Lineage: Eukaryota; Fungi; Ascomycota; Eurotiomycetes; Onygenales; Arthrodermataceae
Exons: 1
Coding region: 132-458 (108 amino acids)
Source: RefSeq, a predicted model, not a curated record